Molecule: messenger RNA, 1611 nt
Organism: Sphaeroforma arctica JP610
Lineage: Eukaryota; Ichthyosporea; Ichthyophonida
Exons: 12
Coding region: 1-1611 (536 amino acids)
Biological process (GO): endocytosis
Molecular function (GO): protein binding; Arp2/3 complex binding
Source: RefSeq, a predicted model, not a curated record
AUGUCUCUUCUGGAAAAGGACCCGCACCGGAAGUACCCGCAGCUGACCCCAGUGGGACGGGAAGAGCCUGUCAAGUUGAGGCAGCUGCCGUUCGAGAAGGGUAGUGUGUUGACGAUUCUCAAAAAGGUCAGCGAUGACUGGUAUUUUGGCUCGAAUGCGUCGGGUGAGAAGGGGCUGAUUCCCGUCAAAUUCGUCAGUCUCUCUCAUAAAUCGCAACUGGCGCUGCAAAAAAUCAAGUCUGUAAGCAGUCUUAGUAGACUAUCUUCCAUGCCGUCGGGCACGUUAUCUCCUGAUCCUGCAAGCCUUUCGAGGUUACAGAGCCAAAAUUCAAUACCAAAAUUGGCUCCCGCACCACCCAUACAAAACGCGACUGUGAACAUCGACGAGUUUGCCAUGAAGGCGCGAGAGGCUUCUGGUGCAUCGUAUACGGAAUGCGUGGCAGCAGUCAAGAGUGUGUUGGACACUCUGGAGUCCAAACUUCCCCCAGACAUGAAAGGCCGUAUACACAUCGGAGAUACACUGAAUUUUGCACCAAGCAGUAGAAGGAAGUCUUCCGUGAACGUUGAUAUGGAUGAAUUCAAAUCCUUGCUGAAAGAGCUCUACAACCACAUGAGGGACGCUCAGAAUGUCAACUGGUCAACAGCAGAUGAUUCUGACUGGCUAACCGGCAAAUUAGAAGAGAUGCAAGAACUUUUAAGCGAUGCAGACACCAAAAUCUGUCGUCGAGCUAUCAGUUUUCAAAAUUACGAGUAUACCGAUACACUCCUCACAUACUAUCAAAUGGAUCCUAGAGAGUCGGUGCGAAAAACUCUCCUAAUCACGUACGGGGCAAUGGGCAGUGUCGAUCGACAAGUUUUUUCUCAUGGGCUUGUGAUGAGUCUGCCCACCGAGCUCGCUCGUUCCAUCGAUUACGACUGUGUACCGUCUGAAUUUCUCUUCUACCAGCUGGUGUUCUGUACCAUGCUGUUCUCGACUGGAGAAGCUUUGCCAAGACAGUGUUACGAUCAUUGGACCGUCGAACUGUUGCUGAAACUGCUUGAGUUGGUGGAAGAUGUAAACGACUCGGCGCUCAGUUCACAUGUCUCCGAGGCAGCCUUCAAUGUACUUCUUGCUUUUAAUUUGCACCAAAGUGCCGGUGACACGAUUAAAGCAGACGGUGUCCAUUCUAACCAAAUAGUUAUGGAUGCUGUGAACAGAACAGAUGGAUGCCAAUUGUUCAGUGAGAGAUUGCUACUUUUGGUCAAUCGUAACGAGGAUCCCGUAGUGCUACCCAUCACGCCCGGAGAUAAUCACACAGAUGUACCGAAUUCAUUGCUGCACAUGCUAAGGUGCCUUUUCGGAUGUCGAGCCACUGCGUCUAUAUUCUUCACGAACGAUUUGCGGGUGCUUGUAGAUAUAAUCUUGCGAGAGAUGGAGAAUUCGGGACCAGACAGUUCGUCUCUGCAACUCUGGCUGGAUAUCCUGUUACGCAUAGCUCUGAACACAGACACGGGCACAGAAUACAGGAUUGCGGAUUUGCGCAUCUGUUUAUCCGACUUACUGGGACACACGCUCCCAGAGAAAAUGAAAGCUACAGCCACGACAAUACUUGAAGUUUUGCCCGUCGAGUAG